AAACUUCAUCACAUCCCAUUCAAGGAAGGGGCUUAGUGCGAAUAGGGGAAAUUGCCAUCGUAUCACCAUCCUGCGAGGCACAAGAAAAAGGAGGAAAACACAAAGUGACACUAGACAUCGAAGCGAGUGGUUUAUAAAAGUAAUAUAUCCCUUUAUUUUUGCACGAUUUUUUUUCACCUUUCCUUUCUAACUUUAUAGGGUUGAAAAUGACUGAUCGCAGCGGAACGUUGCCUUCAACCAAAAGCAUUGUCGAUGAGGUGUUCUGUGCUGUGAAGGACUAUAGCAAACUGGCUGCUGGUUUUCCAUCGGAUGAGCAUGAGUAUCAUAUGGCCUUUGUCGGAUUUCGCAAGCACGUUCGCGAGCACAGCGGCGUGCUCUUGAGUUUGAUGGAUAAGUGCUGUCGACUUCUCCCUAAGCGUCGUCGUGUUUCACUCGUCCCUGAGGACCCUUCUGCGCCGCAACUUAGCGAAAAGCAGCGAAUGACCGCGAUGGAGGCGAUCGACUCUCUUUUAGAGAGCGUGGACACGGUUCUUGAUAAUCUAAAGGGGCAAAGGAUAAAUUCUGAAGACCAACUUUACGUCACAUUCGGCUCCAAACUUGGUGAGUCGACGAGUGUUAAUGUAGAAAAUGGUGGCUUUGCGCAUGUAGCCCACGUCAUGCGGCCGCAGUUAACUUUUGAAGUGCCCGUGGAUAACUCCGAAGCUCCGUUCAUACCGACAUACAGCGACGAGAAUGGUAUCAUGCAUACCGGAGAAGCUCACGUGCAUCCCUUCGCCGAGAAAAUUCAGAAGUUCUCGCCUUCCGCGGAGCAGCUCUUGCCUAGGCUGGAGAUCGCACCUCUGCCGCUUAGUUCUUGCCCGCUCAAGUUCAUUGACACGGUUGAUGAGUUGGAGCAGCUGGUGUCGAACGAUCUUUUAGGGGUGAAGGAGAUUGCUGUUGAUUUAGAGCAUCACGAUUACUACUCGUACCUCGGGUUCACAUGUUUGAUGCAAAUCAGCACGCGCACGAUGGAUUGCAUCAUCGACUGUCUUCGGCUGCGCUCCUCGAUGAGGCUCCUUGCGCCCGUCUUCCUGAACCCGAACAUCCUCAAAGUCUUCCACGGCGCCCGCGAGGAUGUGCGGUGGCUGCAGAAGGACUUCUCCCUCUAUCUGGUGAACUUCUUCGACACCGCGAUCGCGUUGCAGACGCUGCACAUGCCGCACAGCCUCGCCUUCGCCGUGGACCACUUCUGCCAGGUGAAGUUGUGCAAGAAGUACCAAACCGCGGACUGGCGGGUCCGGCCGCUGCCCGCCGCGUUGGUCGACUACGCCCGGCAGGACACCCACUACCUCCUCUACGUCUACGACCGCCUGCGGACGCUACUCGGGAACGCGGCGAACCGCGCCGCCCUCGGGAACCUCCUCCUCCACGUCUACGAGCAGAGCAAGCGGCUCGCGCUGGAGGUCUAUGAGAAGCCCCGGCUGGACCCCGAGGAGAGCUACCGUGCGGCCCUGGGCCGCAGCCUUGGCGGGCUCACUGCCGCCCAAGAGGAAAUCGCGCGGGGGCUGUUUAACUGGCGGGAUGCCGUCGCGCGCGCCGUGGAUGACUCCCCUGCUGCGGUUCUUCGCUCCUCGGCGAUCCUCGCGAUCGCGUCGAAGCGGCCCGGGGGGGCGCGGGAGCUCCUGCGGUGCUGCAAUCCCGUCAGCGCGACCCUCCGACGGCGCGUCGCGGAGCUCGUGGAGAUCGUCCGCGGGGGCGACGGCCGGGGGGAGGAGGAGGGGGAUGCCCCGACGGCGGAGGUCCUCCCGUCGCCCUCCGCCACGCCCUCCCUGUUAGGCCGCCCGCUUGGCGUCUUUCAGCCGAUGACGGGGACGCUGCCUUCCAUCGUCAGCGUCGUGGCGCCGUCGAUUUCGUCGAUCGUCGGGGAGGGGGGGGGGUGCCUCUUCGCGGCGUGGAGACGCCCGAUUGGACGGCGGCGAUGCGUCGGCUUGCGGAGGCGCUGGCGCGUCGACCGGCGCCGAGGAUUCCGCUCCCGGGCAGCGACGUGUUGGCGCGUCUGCGGGCCACAACGACGCCCACGGCCCGCGUGA
This is a messenger RNA of Phytomonas sp. EM1, 2069 nucleotides long. NCBI's taxonomy places the organism in Eukaryota, Euglenozoa, Kinetoplastea, Trypanosomatida, Trypanosomatidae. The record is from the annotation of a GenBank genome assembly.